This is a messenger RNA of Octopus sinensis (East Asian common octopus), 1627 nucleotides long. Its product is annotated as hydrolethalus syndrome protein 1 homolog. Bases 69 to 1352 code for a protein of 427 amino acids. Gene Ontology annotation, biological process: cilium assembly. NCBI's taxonomy places the organism in Eukaryota, Metazoa, Mollusca, Cephalopoda, Octopoda, Octopodidae. Gene Ontology annotation, cellular component: centriole; non-motile cilium. The record is from RefSeq and is a predicted model, not a curated record. The transcript has 2 exons.
GCUUAGAAACUAACUUACUGAUGCUAACACCAGGUGGCGUUAGUAACUAACAACAAAAAUAUUUGAAAAUGGCUUCGUUUGAAUUUUCAGAAGAAGAAAUAAGAAACGAACUUGCGCGAUUUGGGAUUAAGGAUAUCGACCAGAGUACUUUGCGUGAAUUUCGAGAAGAUAUUCUAAAUUUGAUGAAAGAAAGUAGUUACAAUUCACUUCAGAAUGUUGAUAAAUCCACUACAAUUUCCCCUUCUUCCAGUAACUCACCGGUCACUUGCCCAAACUUGUCUUCGUCGUCCCCUCCUGCACCCUUUUCUAUAACUUCUCCAACGUUCACAUCACCAGCUGCCGAGAACGUUGAAGAUGCUAAGUCAUAUCUAACUCACACAGGUAAUUAUCGUUCUGUUAAUUCCAUGGAGCCGUCGUCUGUUACCGUUUCUCACAAUCGGCCCCAGAAUACAGUUGAAAGUUACGAACACGUUGCUUAUAGAAGCUGUCAAUUGUUCAACAGUGUCAAUAAGGUGGAUGGUCACUCGGGUAUGACACUCAACCAUCAAUACACAUACACUCAACAGCCACUGACUAAUGAAUCGGAAACGGAACAUGAAAAGCAGGAGAAUCUCCUUCGAACUUUCACCAGAACAAACGUUCCGCAGCCAAACCAGGUAAAUAGUUUUGAUCAUCCCAAGAACAAAGAAAACGCUUGGUCUCGUCAAGUUGUGCCUUCGUCAUCUUCCUCCUCCCUCUCAUCACAAGUAUCGGUCUCCAAACCAUCACAAAUCGCCUCCACCGACACCGAAAAACCUCCACUGCUAAACACUUUUGUUACCAAGAGGAAGGUGUCUCGCAAAGGCCCCGAUGGUAAACGUUACAUCGAUGAAAGUGAAUCUGUGUGUAGUAUCAGUAGCACUAGUAGUAGUGUCUGUGGCAGUUGCUGUAGCAGUAUCGCUGACCCCGCUGAGUACCAGAAUCGUCUGAGUGAGAUAACAAAUAGAGACGGCUAUUUCUAUCCGAGAUCUCCAAGUUCCUGCGAUAGCCGGCCCAAGUCCACGAUUAUAGUUACUCCGACACCGCCGAGAUUGAAGAAAAACAGGAAGACAGACCCCGUGAGUAGGUUCCAUGAAUUUCAGAACUACUGGGACCUGCACAAGCCUCCCGGUGAAAAUAAUCACAACGCCCUUCGGUGGAGCAUUAAAGAGAAAAUUGCCAAACACGACGUCAUAGGAAGCCGUCCACGGAAAACUUUCGUGCCCAAUAAUUAUGUGAUACCUUCACAAAACCCGAGACAUUCUCUUCGAUGGCAGAUACGGACUGAUCUUGCCUAUGGUGUCAUGCCAACCGUCGCCAGUUACGACUACUGAGUACAUUCUCUGUUAUAUAACUGUGAAUUACCCACUCACAUUAUAUUUAUAUAUACAUAUAUACAUAUGUAUGUGGUAACAGAAAAAUGAGAAAAAUAUAAGCUUGCUGUUUCCAUCUGGAGAACAUUUUUUAGUAACACUUGGAUAACAGUUAUAAAAGACAUCUAAUGACCUGAACACUUUCUUGAGAAUGGAUUAACUACUCUGCUCUUUCCUUAUUUAAACUUUUGAUUGACUUGGUUUAAUAAAUUUUUGUUGACUGUUGGACUUGUUUA